This is a messenger RNA of Musa acuminata AAA Group (dessert banana), 865 nucleotides long. Its product is annotated as early nodulin-like protein 15. The coding region runs from base 213 to 743 and encodes 176 amino acids. The transcript is spliced from 2 exons. Lineage: Eukaryota; Viridiplantae; Streptophyta; Magnoliopsida; Zingiberales; Musaceae. The record is from RefSeq and is a predicted model, not a curated record. Gene Ontology annotation, molecular function: electron transfer activity. Gene Ontology annotation, cellular component: plasma membrane.
CCCGAUCGAAUCAGAUUCGAAUCCAGAAAAUUUCUAUCGAUCCAAUCAACCAAUUCAACGCGCCCCCCGAUGACCUGUCCCAGUAAAUCUACUCGACCGUUGAUUUCCAACGGCUAUUCCCUCUUCGUCUUCCACCUUAAGUAGCGCCGGAGUGGCUCGACCAGCUUCCCAACCAAGCCAUCAACCCAAUCUCUCUCUUCUCGGCGUCACCCAUGUCUUCAUCAUCGCUCGUCUGCCUCACCCUUCUCCUCGUAAGCUUCACUGUCUCGGAAGCAAGAGACUUCUUGGUCGGGGGCGACGACCGGGCCUGGAGAGCCCCACCCACCACCAACGACUCCCUCAACCGGUGGGCCGAGAAGAAUCGGUUCCAAGUCGGCGACUCCCUCGUUUGGAAGUACGACGCCGCGAAGGACUCGGUGCUGCAGGUGACCAGGGAGGCGUACUUGAGCUGCAACAGGUCGAGCCCGGUGGCGGAACACAGGGAUGGGACGGCCGUGGUGGAGCUGCACCGCUCGGGGGCGUACUACUUCAUCAGCGGCGCGGAGCCGGCUUGCGAGCAGGGGGAGAAGCUGAUCGUGGUGGUGAUGUCGGAGCGGCACUCGCUUCGCGGCGGUCUCGCUCCGGCUCCCGGUCCGACGGAGUUCGAGGGCCCGGCGGUGGCGCCAACCAGCGGAGCUUCGACGACGGUCGUACUGAAGAGCGGAGUCGCGGCUGCUCUGCUGGUGUUGGGGAUCAUACUGUGAUGGUGUGGUGAUGACGACGCAUGCGAUUUAUAUUCUUAUAUUCUUUUAUUCUAUACAGUGCUUAUUAUUUGGGAUUAUAUGUGCUAUGUGAGUCUAUUUGGUAGCUAAAUUUCACAUCGAAA